Molecule: messenger RNA, 477 nt
Organism: Solanum stenotomum
Lineage: Eukaryota; Viridiplantae; Streptophyta; Magnoliopsida; Solanales; Solanaceae
Exons: 1
Coding region: 7-477 (156 amino acids)
Molecular function (GO): enzyme inhibitor activity
Source: RefSeq, a predicted model, not a curated record
AAAACAAUGGCUAUCCACAUUAGCAAAAUUUCCAUUUUGCUCAUUAUAUCCCUAAUUUCCAUUUCCCUUUCAUAUCAAACAAUUGCAAAUGACCUAAAUGUAGACAAAGCAAAUGUGAAAAAUGUUGUUACUUCCCUCAUGGUUUCAUCCAUUGCGAAAACGGAGGAAUUUUUAAAAACAAUUAUUUUGACACGUUUAGCUAUCGCGAUAGAAGCUCCUAAAAAGAGUUGUCUCGAAACCUGCAAAGAAGUGUACGAAAGCGCAGUUGAUGCCAUGAAAAGUACAUUAAAAGAGGUAAAUGAAGGAAAUUAUUAUGAAGCAAAUGUGGAUGUUAGUGCUGUGGGAUCAAAUAUGGAAACAUGUAAAGAUUGUAUUAAUGAGAUAUAUGGAGAUGAUCCUGAAUUUACAAAAUUUGAUAAUUGGUCACAUGGUGUUAUUGUUGAUGCUUCUUAUAGAAUCACUAGUGUCAUCAAUUAA